This is a messenger RNA of Acanthopagrus latus (yellowfin seabream), 4254 nucleotides long. Its product is annotated as E3 ubiquitin-protein ligase RNF38-like. Lineage: Eukaryota; Metazoa; Chordata; Actinopteri; Spariformes; Sparidae. The record is from RefSeq and is a predicted model, not a curated record. The transcript has 12 exons. Bases 1307 to 3235 code for a protein of 642 amino acids.
UAACGUUUUGCUGCUCUCAAGUUUGUUGGAUUUACAUAAAAACACAACGCGCGUUCAGCUGUGACGAGCUACACGUUUCUCCGUGAUCGACUGGAGAUGACUUGGCAGAGAUGUGAAACUCCCAUUGAUUGAUCUCCACUACACUCCCCGCUGACCAGAGAAAACACUCGAUAGCGAAUGCGAGAGGGGAUUUAAAUUGGACAAAUACUGUCCACCUCGCUCGACGGAUAAGGUAGCUAUCUGUUUUCUCGAGCGGACCGAGGUAAUCCGCUGUUAGCGCUCUUCAACGACCGGGCAAACCUCGACACAGUGCGACGUUAGCUAGCUUGUAAUGUCGGCACUGUUGGACUUGUUUUCCCCUCUAGACUCCGCUUCCUGUUAGCCUUGGGCUAGCUGGAAAAUCGAAAUUAUGCUAAUGAACGAGCGGGUAUAGUUAGCCAACGCAGAGGGGUGUAACUUUUCUACUUGUAUUCGGCUACCCGCUGCAGUUCAGUUGCGAUUUAUUAACGAGCCUAUGCUAAUAACUUUGUUUCACAGGCUGCUACCGGGGCAGCUGGUUUUCUUUAGUUUGCUAACGCUCGACAGCUAGCCAUCUUGCUUGUGUUGAGGGAUUUAAGUAUUUAACUUGACAAGCUCUUGAUGGCAGCGAGCGGGCGAUAUUAACUUCAGAGCUGCAGUUGCAUGUUCGUAUAUGCGUCUGCAGUGGGACCACACGUGUAGGACCCGUUUGCGUGCGAUAUUCGCCUUUAAAAACACUUUAUAUCACUGUGGGGAAAAAAGAAGCUCGACUGCUCCACUGUGAAAAGACAAUAGAGAACCUGAGACUUGCUCAGCUGUUGUUCUUAGUAACGACGAAAACCCCCCACAGAUAAGUAACUUAGACAAGAUGAUAUUUUGACGAUUAUUUUUGUUAGACCACAUGCUGAUAUAGCUACGAUAUAUAUGUUUUUUUUUUAAAUACUUGUGUGCGUAAAUAAUUAAGCGGUUUACAGAGAGAGUGGAUGUGAUGCAGAUGGUGUUUGUGCGACAUAUGAGGGCUGAACCCGCUGCCUCCAGGUGUCUCAUCCCAUUAUAUUGACACAACAGCUUUAGAUGCCUCAGAAAACACUCGCAGUAGCCGGUCGUUAUCAGAGGUAACUAGGUGGGUAGCCCGACGCGGAGCAGCGGUCAGAAGAGGGAGGCUCCUGUCCGUUUCUGGACGUCCAUCUCUCCAGCCUACCUUCAUCACGUCCAUCCACCACCACCACCGCCGCCCUCCUAUUCCUCUUCCUCUCCCUCCUCCUCCUCCUCCUCUUCCUCCCCAGCCAUGGACCCCCCGAGGACUCGGUCGCGGUCUCGCUCCGGCUUUUAUCAUUUCGGCAUGAACGGCAACGUUGGGAGCAACGGCAGUGGGAACGCGGUGGGUAACGGGAGCAUGAUGAACGCCAGCGGAGGAGGGGUGAGCUACCCGCAGCAGAGCAACCCCGGCUGGGCGCCGCACCACGGUGGUCGGAGCUACCCGGAUAACCAGCAGCAGCACACCCAGGGGAGCUACCUGUCCGCAGGGGCGCAGCGCCACUCUUCGCACGGAGCUCACAGACACCCCGGGGCCGGAGGACUGUUACAUUUUCAUCCGGAUAAUGUGUGCAGCGACGAUCGGGACAAAAUGGAAGACAGCCCGAGCCCGAAAAGGCAGCGUCUCUCCCAGCAGUCCAUGUUGGAUCUAAACUCCGCCCCUCCCUCGACUCCCUCCUCUCCCAUUCGCCCCUGGGAGCUUCCUCCCAGUCGCAGACCACACCCCCACUACAUGCCAGAGAGAUGCCACACGCCUCUUCGAAACAGACGCAGCCCUCCGAUGAGACGCCAACGUGGCCGGAGAGACCGUCUGACCCGCCACCACCACCACCACGCCCACAACAAUCACCACCACUACAACAGCAACAACAAUCACCACCACCACCAUCACCACCCCAACGCCCACCAUCAUCACCAUCACCACCUACACUCCCACCACGGGCUGUCGCCGGGCCACCAGGAUGAGAACUACCGUCACCCGGCUCCCCCUCAGGGCUACACACCCUACAGCCAGCAACCUCCCCGAGGGCUGGGGCCCGGUCCCGAGGACCGCCCAGGGCACCAUCCACCAAACCCCUCCCCGAGGCCUCUCCACCAGUCCCCCAACCUGUCUCCAAGGCUGCUGCACCCUGCAGCCCAUCCACAGCACCCGCACCCACAUCUCCACCCACACCCAUCUCAGCAACAGAGCAGUGUGGUGCUGGACCUCCAUGAACAGGGUUCAGUUCCAGUAUCGUAUCCUGUGUCUCCACCUGGAGCACCACCAGGCCUGCCGCCUCGUUCUGCCCCUCAGCAGAUCCCAGCAUGCUCGGUGGUCUUCAGUGGACAGCACUAUCCCGUCUGCAGUGUCCCUCCUCCUGUCCUUCAGACCUGUUCUGUGCAGCACUUACCCAUGUCUUACCCAUUCCCAUCGCUGCUAUCCAGUGACCCAGCCUUCUUGCUCCCCCCUCCUCACCUACCCCAUCCCCCAGCACACCUCUCCCACCACCCACCUCACCUGCCCCAGCCGGGACAGUUUGGCCCCUAUCCGACACAGCAGGCUCGAUCGCCGUUACAGAGGAUAGAGAAUGACGUGGAGCUGCUCGGAGAACACCUGUCUUUGGGUGCAGGGCUCCACUAUCCUCCCGCCACCCAUCCUGCCCUGACACCGCACUCUACCCAGCUGCACUUCCUCUCCCAUGACCCCCUGCCCCAGGAGUUCUUUGGAGUGUCCUAUCCAAACUUUAUUCCUCGGCGUCUCCCGGGGCGACGGUACCGCUCACAACAGCCACUGCCACCUUCGCCUUACCACCCCAGCCUCCUGCCUUACUUCCUUUCAAUGCUGCCAGUCCAGCCCACAGGUCCUGCGAUCAGUCUUGAGCUGGAUGUAGACGAUGGAGAAGUGGAAAAUUAUGAGGCCCUCCUGAACCUCGCUGAGCGUCUUGGAGAGGCCAAACUCCGAGGACUGACCAAAGGAGACAUCGAACAGCUUCCUUCUUAUCGGUUCAAUCCAAACAACCAUCAGUCUGAACAAACACUGUGUGUGGUGUGUAUGAGUGAUUUCGAGUCCCGCCAACUGCUGCGAGUCCUGCCCUGCAGCCAUGAGUUCCAUGGGAAGUGUGUCGACAAGUGGCUGAGGGCCAACAGGACGUGUCCCAUCUGUCGGGCCGACGCCUCAGAGGUCCAGAGAGACUCCGAGUGACCACAUGAGGGAGCCAGACACUCCUAAAUGUCUGUUCAGUGCUACCUGCUCCUGAUAUAGUGAUACACAUGUACAUCCUUACACACACACACACACACCCCACUUCCUUGUCUGUUUGUGCAGCACUUCCUGCUCAUUUCUUAUCCUUUAAAUCUUAAUCACCUCUCCUUUGCAUUUGUCUCGCCCCCCCCAGUUUAUUUUCCUUUCUAUCAGUGUGUCCCAUUCACAUGAAUGAAGGCCCUCACAUCUCUCAGUGAAUUACACCCUGCCUGACCACUAUUCUGCUGUGGUGUGUGUGUGUGCAUGUACAUGUGCAUGCAGAACUGUGCAAGCAUUGUUCAAUCAGCCCUGUAAUGUCGGGCUGUGGUACAGGACUGUGUUUUCUGUGUGUUUGUGUGUGUGUGUGUGUGUGUGAGAGAGUGAAUGAGAGAGAUUUUUAGGUGUCCUGGAGCAUGCCUGAGUUUCUGUUGUGUAUCAGACAAGAGUUAGUGACAUCUGAGAGUUUUUGCUCUCACGAGUGACUGAUUUUACUUCCUGUUUGUACGUUCAUGCACUGUCCGUCUGUAUGCAUACUGUGUGUGAGUGUCUGCGUGUGUAUGUACGUUAUGUUAUGUUGACUUAAAUCCUUUUCUCUAGUUUGACACUAAGGGUCCAUGUUGCCACUAUACGGUUGCCUAUUUGAUCCAUUUGUUUUAGAAGAUUAUUAUUAUUAUUAUUAUUAUUAUUAUUAUUAUUAUUAUUAUUAUUAUUAUUAAACCAUUAUAAGUGAUUGUUUGUUUUCCUGCCUGGCAGUUACCUCAUCAUUCCGGUUUUUGGUCACCUUUCAUUACGCUUCAUGGCACUACUUUGAAAUAAGCACAUUAUAUAUUUUUUCUUUUUCUUUCUUUUCUUAGUAAAAAUGAGUUUGUCUGUGACUUUGCGGUGGCACAUGUGUUACAUAUAUACAUAUAUCUAUAUAUACUGUAUAAAUCUAUGAAUAUCUGUAUACCAAAUAAAAGGCUUGAUAUGAACUUUUUAAA